AGAGGAGGGUGGUGAGCCCUGGGCUCUGCCUUCUGUGGUCUACGGGGGGCUGGCUGGCACCCCCACCCACUAGCCAGCCCUGAGCCCGGCUGCUCAGUGGGACCCACCUCAGUGGCACCUGACCCCGUGGUACCUGACCCAGGGGCUUGCUAGCACCUGAUCCAGUGGCACUUGAUGCUGUGGUACGCGACCUGGUAGCUUGAUGGUACCUGAUCUGGUGGUCCAUGACCUGAUAGCUCAGUGGUACGCGACCUGGUGGUUCGGUGGUACCUGAUCUGGUGGUACUUGAUGCGAUGGUAUGUGAUCCGGUGGCUUGGUGGCACCUGACCUGGUAGUACAUGACCUGAUGGUUUGGUGGUACCUGAGCUGGUGGUCCAUGAUCUGAUGGCUCAGCAGGACGUGACCCAGCGGCUUGGUGGUACCCACCCCAAGGGCUACCCCAUGGCAUGGUACCCGACCUGGCAGUACCUGAACUGGUGGCACCCAGUCUGGUGGCUUGAUGGUGGCUGGCUCGGUGGUACCCAGCAGCUGAGGCAGUGGGUGCAAACCGGGGACUCUGGGGUGGGUGCUGGGGGUGCAGGGCAGCAGGGCUGGGUCUGCCCCUGGGCUCUGGCAGCACUGGGGGCUGGGGGGGCAGCGUGUCCCCGCUGCAUCAGGUUGAGUGGCGAGUCCCCCUCCCCGCCUGUCCUGCCUCGGGGAGGAUGCUGCUGCUCCCAGCACAGCAAGCGUGACCUUGGGCUUGUCAACCCCUCCGGAGCGCAGGGGCUGGGGGUCCCCUUUUCCCCACAGCUGCCCGAGGAGAGCUGGGGGGCUGCGGGGAGCUGGCAGAGGGUAGGGGAAGUGGUGCUGGCAGAUGGCCGAGCAGGGCCCUUUCCCAGUGACGGGGGCAUCAGCUGUGUGGGCUGGCACACGUGGCUCGCCUGUCCUGAUGAGUCCGUGCAUGUGAGCUGUGGGGGCGGUUGGCUGCUUCUGCUGCUUCUGCCCAUGUGUGAUUUUUUUUUUUUUGGGGGGGGGGGUGGGGAUGGCCAGACAGGCUCUGCAGCCAAAGCUCCCCACACCCAGCAUUGCCCCCUUGGGCAGCGCAGAGGGCUGGGCUGGAGUGGGUGCCCCAUGGGGUCCCCACUGUGCUGUGGUCGAGCUGAGGGGCUUGAGAUGCUGCUGGACCAGUCCCUGCAAGCCCCAUCCACCAGUAAGGGUGGGAGCAUCCCUUUCUGAGCUUUUCCACUGCUGGCACCUCCCCUGUGCCCCCACAUCCCAUAGGAAAUGGCCUUGGUGAUGCCUGGCUCCAUCCCAGCUCCGUGCUGGGGUUUUGGCUUCCCCCGCUGUGGGAUGAGCCAGAAAUAACACCUCUGGGUGCCAGGUGCAAGGAAAUGCUGGAAUUGCUGCCAGUGCCAGCCUGGGGAGCAAGGAGGGUUUAAGGCAUGGGAAACCCAAUUAACUCAGCUCCAUUAGCUGAUUGAGCUGGCUGAUAAGAGUAUGAUUAAUUAAAAGGAUGAAGAAUAAGUUACCGGGUCCUCGCUGCUCUUGGGGUGCGGUGAUGGCUUAACCCAUGAAAUUGGCUUCUCCUGUUAAUACCCAGUGCCCGGCUGCCACCGGCUGUCAAUGCUCCAUGGCAUCGCUCAACGGCAGGGAGAAACAUCCUUUUCCCAAUGCUGAGUUUGUUCCCUGCUCCCUCUCCCAUCCAGCUUCCAGGGAGGAAAAAAAGAAUCAAAGGGAAAAUACAGUCCCUCCAGAUGGGUGACAUGGAAAGGACCUUUUUAAUUAACUGUGCUUUUCUCGCCGGGGCUCGGUUUGGCUUUGGCAGCCAAGUAAUGCCGAAGGACGGGAGUAUCGUCCCUUCCCACGCUGCCCCCGGCAGAUUCCUGCUCGCCGUUCCCAGCUAACGUGAGCUGACGGCCCCGGUGAGCAGGGGUGCUCCUCGGCGUGCUCCCUAGCUACAGCAGCGCCUGGGGGCCACGGGAAAAAGCAAAUUGCAGCGGUUUGAUGAAUUUUUGUAGUAAUCCUGCUCACUGAAGCCGGGCCUGAAACAAGGACAGGUGGCCACUCGGUGUUCCUUUCUGGCUGGGGCUGAAGGAGGUGGGAGAAGACUCAACUUGCUUCCACUCCCUCCUCUUUCAAAAAAAAAAAUCCCCUACAGCUCACUUUUUCCACCCGUGACAGCAGGAGGGAUGGUGGUCCAGGGUGGGGGGUCCCUGCAUGCUUCUCCCUCCUCUGUCUGCAAAAGCCAGGCGCUGCUGCGGCACCCAUGGUUCGGCAGUGGUCGGUGAUGUCCCUGCACAGGGGCCAUGGCAUGGGGACACCUGGACACCCAGGGGUGCAUUUCCCAGGGGAACUUUCACCCCCAGCAUCCCUGGGAGCAGUAGCAGCCGGUGCAGGCAGCGUUGCCUCUGCUCCCCUCCUCUCCCUGCCCUAAGCAGGGUAACAUCCCAUUGCCCGGUGACGGCUCCUUCCCAUGCCCAGCUCAUCAUUUACCGGCAAGGGAAUUGGUGCCAACAGCCUCAGGAUAUCUUAGAAAUGAGCAAACAAAGCCAACAAGACCUAAAAAAGCCAGAUGGGGAUGUGCUCGAUGGCAUUAUGGCUGAUGGGGAAGGGGAAGGCAUCCUCCGGGCCCCAGAGCUGCUGGUCAUAUCGCUGUAGUGUUCACCCUGAAAUUAAAGAUUAUACAUCCUGAAAUGAAAGAUUAUAUGAUUGGAAAAAUCAUCCAACUGAAAAAGCAGUGGAGCGAUUUGCCAGGACCUUUUAAUAGCCUCACUUCAUUAUCUCUUGCAAUCAAAGAGAAACUCAUGUUUGAUGAGCACUUGGUCUUCAGAAGGCAAUUAAGGAGACCUGGGGAUGAACUGGGGAGCGGGAGGGUAUUCAAUGGUAUCGCCAGUUUGCUGGGCUUGCUCACCACCGAAGAAAUCCUGAAAUCCCCUGUUAUUGUAAGAAGGAAACAUCAAAACCCGGUGCAAAGAGUCCCUGCGGGGCUUUGUGUGGCGGAGGCAGGCUGGGUUCGACUUCGGGAGGUGGCAGGGAGGUGCUGGCUGGUGCUGAGCGACAUAUGGAUACAUAGGUGCCACGGCCCUGCUGGGGUCAUUAAGGAGCAGGGCAGAUGGAAAUAGCCCCCAGCCCCUGCUGGGAGAGCGAUGACUCAGAUAAGCCGCUGGUGUUUCGGGAUGCUGUAAGGCGCGGGAGCUGAGGAUGGUUUUUCCCUGCCUGUGGCCGGGGGCAGCGGUGGGAGGCCCCGGGAUGGGGCUGUACAAAACGCGUUCCAGAUGCUGGCAGGGCUGGGAUGCAGCAGGCAGGACCCGGGCGAGGCUGGGGAGCCGGAAAGGGAUUUUUCCCCCUUUCACCGGGAACAAAAAUACCAUGAGCACGUGAUAGCCGAUUUCCUUUAGCCUUUAAAAAGCCCCGUGGGAUGGAGAGCAGCGGGAAGAGGGGAAGGGGAUCAGCCCAUCCUGCUCGGCGUUCCUGCCACGUCGCAGCUAAAAAAAGCCCAGAAUUUGCCUUUUACCUCCCAAACCUUCCCGCCUUGUGCAUCCUGGGGGCGGGGGGGGGCUAUAGCUUUUUACUGGCUUUCUCCCAAACUCCCCUCAACGCAAACCCGCCGUUUAACAACCACCCCUGCUUUUUCCGCUGGCAGCAAGCCAAGGAACUCGUUCUCGCCGGCGGUGCAUGUGCCGUGGAGGCGUAUUGAACCCCCCCUGCGCCCCCCCGAGCCAGGAAAAAAAAAAAAAAAAAAAAAAAAAGACUUGGACAACGAUCGUGGACGGGACGUGCACCCGUUUGCUGGCUCUUUCCUUUAGGGGCUGUUGCUGCUCGGAGAAAUGUUUGACGGCAGGCCGGUGCUGUGGCUGCAUUCCCGAGCCAGCGGCGGAGGGCAGGGUGCCAGCGGAUCAGCUAAAGCCCAGGGACGAUGAGCACUGCCGCGGCCAAGAGCCAGCCAGGGCCGGGACCCGGAGGAGCCAGCAAGGCGCAGUGCCACGGCUGAGGCCAGCGUGCUGAGCCGUGCCGGACCCCGGUGCCGCCGGCUGGCAGCAGAUGCUCUCUGCCCGGCACGUGGAGCCGCCGAGGGCCCUCGCCACGGCCGGGCCACGCGGAUGGAAAGCUGCAGCCCAGCAGGGAGCCCCGCUGGCCGGCUGACGCCAUCCUGCGCCCUAUGCCCGCGCCCUAUGCCGGAGCGGGCGCCCUCCCUGGCUCAGCCGCCCACCGACCAUGAAGUGCUCGUUGCGCUUCUGUUUCCUCUCGACCGCCUUCCUGCUCGUCUUCGUCAUGUCCCUCCUCUUCACCUACUCCCACCACAGCAUCGCCUACCUGGACCCCGGCGGGCUGGGCGGCAUCCACCGAGUGAAGCUGGUGCCUGGCUAUGCCGGCAUGCAGCGGCUCAGCAAGGGGGGGCCGUACCCCCGGGGCUGUGCCUGCCGCCGCUGCCCAGCCGAGGAGGCCGGCGCUGCUGAAUGGUUUGACGGGCGCUAUGACGGCGCCAUCUCCCCGGUGUGGACCAAGGAGAACAUGGACCUGCCGCCUGACGUCCAGAGGUGGUGGAUGAUGCUGCAGCCCCAGUUCAAGUCCCACAACACCCACGAGGUCCUGAGCAAGCUCUUCCAGAUCGUGCCAGGCGAGGAUCCCUACCGCUCCCACGACCUGCACCGCUGCCGCCGCUGCGCCGUGGUCGGCAACUCGGGCAACCUGCGCGGCUCCGGUUACGGGCCGGAGAUCGAUGGGCAUGACUUCAUUAUGCGGAUGAACCAAGCCCCCACGGUGGGUUUCGAGGGUGACGUGGGCGGUCGGACCACACACCACUUCAUGUACCCCGAGAGUGCCAAGAACCUGCCCGCCAAUGUCAGCUUUGUGCUGGUGCCCUUCAAAACCCUGGACCUGCUCUGGAUCGCCAGUGCCCUCUCCACUGGCCAGAUCAGGUUCACAUACGCGCCUGUGAAGCCUUUUCUGCGGGUGGACAAAGAAAAGGUGCAGAUUUACAAUCCUGCCUUCUUCAAGUACAUCCAUGACCGCUGGACGGAGCACCACGGGCGCUACCCCUCCACUGGCAUGCUGGUGCUCUUCUUCGCCCUCCACGUCUGCGAUGAGGUGAACGUCUUUGGGUUUGGCGCUGACAGCCGGGGCAACUGGCACCACUACUGGGAGAACAACCGCUACGCCGGGGAGUUCAGGAAGACCGGGGUGCACGACGCCGACUUCGAGGCGCACAUCAUCGACAUGCUGGCCAAAACCAGCAAGAUCGAGGUUUACCGGGGGAACUGAGGGCUGCGCCUCCUCCGGCUGCCCUGCGCCGGCCGGGUCCCGGCUGCCCGUGGGGCAGAGGGCAAGGGUCUCCCGGCGGCCUCGGUGAUGAGUGCCGGGUGGGCAGCGCGGCCCCGCGCCGCUGACGGCGCCACCCUGGCGAGAUUUGGUGCCUCCAGCAGCCAAUCAGGUUCAGAGCUAAAGGAGACUUUUUGCUUUCUUUUUUUUUUUAAUUAUUAUUAUUAUUAUUGUUAUUAUUAUUAUUAUUAUUAUUAAGAAACCCAGCUGAGAAAGGAUUUGUAAACACAAUCAAUGACUGAGCGGGCGGCAGGGGUGUCCGCCUCACAUCUCUUUACAGUCAAACCAAAUGCUGCUCUUUUUAAAACAAGACAACCCCCACCCUGAUGCUGGGUGACUCUGGGCAGCGCCCGAGCAUCAUGUCCGGGCCAAGGGAGCCGCGGUGGCCGAGCAGCCUCGCCAGUGGAACCAGCUGCUUCUUUCUUCCUUUAAUUUUGAUUAUUUUUUUUUUACCCACCUGAGGCAGCCGCCACCAUUGCUUGCCCCGGGAGGAAGGCUCCUGGCAUCCCAGCGGGUCCCGGCGCAGCUGGCAAGCGCGUGGACCCACCGCAUGGAGCCGGCGGCUGCGGGAAGCCGACCCUCGCCCGUGCUCCGCUGCAGGCUGGUGGCUGCUCACAGCCGGGCCGGGACAGGGAGAGGAACCCCGGCUUCGAGGCUGGGCACCCGCGCCCCUCUGCCUGAGGAUUGAGGAGGGGUAGGACGGGUGGCGGGGGCGACUGUGCACAAGGCAGCUAAGAAACCCGCAGGAGCGGCAGCCCCGGAUGAGCUCUGUGAGUGCUCGCAGGAUGCUCAAGGGAUGCAGGAUGCAGCGGUUGCGGGAUGCAGCAGUGGGUCCGGUUCCACCGGAGGGUUGGAGACAAGAUUUCCCUUUGCUUUCGGGCUGGGAAAAAUCCAGAUUAGAGAUAGCUUUAGUGGGCGAACAAACCGUGCUUUUGCUUUUGUGUUGCUAUAAACAGACAGCUCUGGUGAGAAGCUGAAAUCCCAAAGUCUUUGCUCCGUUUGUGAGGGUGGGGCUUGGUUUACACCAGACUGGUACAACCGGUGCCCUCAGGGUCCCCGGGGCUUUUCGGGCUGGACAGGCUGCCCCACGGCACGAGACAGGGGGUGCAGAAGGAAACUGCCUCCCCAGAGGUGUAAUUAAAACCACUUUCUUUGGGGCAAUCAGGUGGGUGGGCUUUUUCUUUGUGGGAGAUGCUGGAAAGCUCAAGAAAAAGGCAAUCAUGGAAAAGGUCCCCUGGAGAGGGACCUUCCACCUGCACAGCCGGUGAUGGCAACGGGUGCUCAGCGCGGUGGUGGCACCAGCCCCAUGGUGCCGGGACUGGGGCAGGGGCAGCCCUGCCCGCACCACCUGGUUGCAAUAGCUGUUUGAGGAACAAUCACCAUAGGGUUUUUGGAGGUGUUUUUUACCCUUUUGUACCUGGCUUUUCUGUAGCAGCCUCCUACCUGUUUUCUCUGCUUCAGUUUGGUUGUUUUUCAGGGUUUUCUUCUUUUUUUUUUUUUUUUUUUUUUGAGGUUUCUCUCUGCAAUCAUAAAACAUGAGGGUUUGGGGCACCUGGAGCAGGCACUGAGCAUCCCCUGGGCUGGGGAAAUUAAUCUUUUCUGUCCACAGGGCUUUAAACCCCUGAGUUUCGUGGUGGGUUUUGGUAGAAGCGGUGCCGCCCCGGUGCGAGCAGCCUGCCGCGACCGCCAUGGCCAGCCUCCAACACUGCUCCGAACCCCGCGCCACGGAGGCAGGUUGGAGCCCCGGUCUCCACCUUCCUGGGUUGGUUUUUUCUAGGGGAAGAAAACUAAAAAACCCCACAAAACCAUGAGCAACAAGAGUGCCUUGACCAUCUCCUGUCAGCUACGCUGGGCUGUGCCCGCCGCCGCGCCGGCAGUAGGGGCUCGGCCGAUUUAUCUGACAGUCGUACCUGCUUCCCUCCUCACAACGGGCUGGAUCUGAGCUGGGAGGUGCUGCUUGGAGAGACAGGGACACAUCCAGGCCACCAUGCCAGUGGCUGGAGGGGCCAAAUCCGGCGUGAUGGGGCUGGACCAGCUCCUGCUGUGGGCUGGGCAGGGCCAGGCCAGACAAUCACAGGGUGAGCGGAGGUGCUGGGUACCAAACGCGCCGGCAGCACCGUGCCAGCAUCCUGCGAAGGGCACGCUUGCCGCUCCUUGCUGCCCUGAAUUUUUUUUUUUUUGGCUAACUUCCUUCCUCUACUCCGCUUUGUUUUAAUUAUUAUUUUAAAUUUUUAUUUAAGCUGUCCCGCUAGGACUCACGACCACUUCUGUUUCCCUGGCAGCGCGGCCACCGGCAGGAGGAGGGGGCCGCGGGCGCAUCGCUGACAAGCACCACUGUACUGUACAUAGAGGAGAUGUAGGCAGAGGCUACAGGCAGGGAGGGGGCGCCCAGGCUUGCCCACCUGGCAGGGGCAGUCUUCAUCACGGGUGCCUGAUGGAGCACCCAUCACCUCCCACCCCGCCAGGAGAGGGAGAGACCAGCGCUCCGACCUCAGGCCGGGAGCAGGCAGGUGGCUUCACCCGUAGCCUCUGUGUACAUAGGUACUUCUGCACACAACUGUCUUAAAACAACUUUUUUUUUUUUUUUUUAAAGUCAAUAAAAACCACGCAUCGGAA
Falco peregrinus (peregrine falcon) is the source of this 7914-nucleotide messenger RNA. It is a transcript of the gene ST3GAL2, whose product is annotated as ST3 beta-galactoside alpha-2,3-sialyltransferase 2. Bases 4195 to 5241 code for a protein of 348 amino acids. The record is from RefSeq and is a predicted model, not a curated record. Gene Ontology annotation, molecular function: beta-galactoside (CMP) alpha-2,3-sialyltransferase activity. NCBI's taxonomy places the organism in Eukaryota, Metazoa, Chordata, Aves, Falconiformes, Falconidae. The transcript is spliced from 8 exons.